Molecule: messenger RNA, 3498 nt
Organism: Drosophila gunungcola (fruit fly)
Lineage: Eukaryota; Metazoa; Arthropoda; Insecta; Diptera; Drosophilidae
Product: G-protein coupled receptor dmsr-1
Exons: 9
Coding region: 1540-2964 (474 amino acids)
Biological process (GO): G protein-coupled receptor signaling pathway
Cellular component (GO): membrane
Molecular function (GO): G protein-coupled peptide receptor activity
Source: RefSeq, a predicted model, not a curated record
ACGUAUUAUAUGACUCGCUCGUAGGGCGAUUAGUAAGCUGGGGUAGUUCUCAAAUCACAAUCGCACACAGACCGACGAGCGACGAGCGGACGAGCGACGACCGACAGACUGAACAAAACUCACUGGCAACCGAGUUGGGUCGCGUUAAUUGACUCGACUGCGACUGUUUAGCAUUCAGCGUUAUUAUUAUACACAUUAUACGGCAUUAUGCGAUCGCAGCGACGACUCUCGUCGCUUCCCAAUGUUUACUCAGUUCGUUAUCAGCACGGCUAUAAGGCUUUCAAGCCGUGCGACCGCAAAAAAAGAAUUGCCUAAAAGUUCCAUUGAUAAUGCCAAGCUCUAUAUACUGUGUGUGUGUGUGUGUGUGUGUGUGUGUGUGUGUGUGUGUGUGUGUGUGUAUGAGCUGUAGGUAUUUUUGGGAAUGUGUGUUUACCAGAUUCAUUAUCAGUUAUCAGUGGGGUCUAUCGUGCGCCUGAGUCAGAAACAAAGCCCCCGAUAAGCGAUCCCCAUUGUAACCCAAGUGAUUGGCAAUUUGCUCGACUGCAGACGCGUUGACGUCAGUUAUCCGAUAUUUAUUCCAAUAAAUGGAUGUCAGAUUGUCAUCUUGUUGGGCAAUUAAGUGACAUUCGCUGGUGACAAGCUGCUCGGGGAUCCAAAUCCUAAUUACAUAAUCACGAGUAGGAAAUAUAGUACACAUGUGUAUGUACUCAACUUAUUAAUAAACGACUAGUUUCUUUUUAGAUUUAGAUUCUAUUUGGAAGCUAAAGCUGUCAACACUGUUUGCCAUGUGGCGACGAAGCCCCACAGCCAGAGCUCUCCCUCUCGCAAACAUGACUAAGCCAAACAACUUGACAACACUGUCGGGGGAAUUGUUGCUGCUUUUGAGUCAAUUCAUAAGAAACGAGGAAACCCGCCGCCAUGUCGUUGUUGCUGCCUUAUUAUAUACAUACAAAUGUGGAUGUGUAUGUGCAUUGGCAUGAGCAUGAAUCAAGUUAAAAAUUUUAAUAAUUUUGCCCGAUGUUGUGGCUGUAAACGAGUUUAGCUUGUUGAACUUGUGUGUGUGUAUAUAAGAGUGCGGCUACUUGUUUUCUUCAUCUUCUUCUUCUUGCUCGGACACUGCAAUAAUAUAUUACACCCAUACAGAUGCAAAAAUGAAGAGCUUGAUAAGCGCUGUAUGCGCCAUAUCUCUUUCUUUUUGAAGGGGGAAAAGGAAGGGGCGCCCGUGACGUUCCCGUGUCUCAUUGUUAUUGUUGUUGCCCACUCAGCCGUGGUGAAGUGUUAUAGGAAAUCAAAUUAAGGCGAUUAAAGAGCGGGUACACGCGCUCUCAAAAAGAAAGAGAGAAGAGGAUCGCUCUCAAGACAUGAGAUACGGAUUUUGAUGACUACUUGAAUACCCUACAGCACGUUCUUGUGGCGCCAUUUAUUUGCAUAAUUAAAGCCGUUCGGCUAGAUGGUAGGCGAGAUUAGAAGUCGCUAAGAUGAUGGCAGCCUCUAAUUAGCAGUUGGAUAUUACGCAUAAAUUGAAAUUAUCAGCCUGCAAUGAUGCAGGAUAUCGGUAACGUGGGCCAGACCCAUUUGCAGCCCCGCGUGCUCUUCAAUGAAACGGUUUUAAAGGACCACAAACUGACCAGCACCGACAUCGAGGAGUUCGUGAAAUUAUGGCAGGAGUUUCAGAUGAAGAACAUAACCCCGUCGGUGGAUGAAUGUCAGGGCUAUUGCCAGGGGGAAAUUUACAACUGGCUGCGCGCCUACAACAGCAUCCAUGGAUACGUUUCCCUGAUGAUUUGCAUAUUCGGGACAAUAGCAAACAUCUUGAACAUAAUGGUCCUUACACGAAAGGAAAUGGCCAAGACGCCCAUAAAUAACAUCCUCAAGUGGUUGGCCGUUGCCGAUAUGUUUGUGAUGCUGGAAUAUAUACCCUACACUUCGUAUCAGUAUAUAUAUAUGGGUCCAGGUGAAAAAGAUUUGAGCUACACCUGGGCGGUUUGUCUGCUGGUCCACAUGCACUUUACCCAAAUCCUUCAUACAAUUUCCAUAGGAUUGACCGUAACACUGGCAGUGUGGCGAUAUGUGGCCAUCAGCCAAAUGUUACCGUCUCUAUUCCACAGACAUCCGAAUGGGGGCUGUGCCAACUUCCUGCUCGCACAUUCCCGGGAGGCGAUCCUCCUGCCCUUCAUCCUGUCGCCGAUCCUCUGCCUGCCCACGUACUUUGUGUUCAAGGUGCGCGAAACGUACGAUGUGGACAAGGUCAACUCGGAGGCCAUGUACCACGUCUACUUCGAAAAGGAUUCGGUGCUCUACAGGUUCAAUUUCUGGAUACAUUCCGUGCUUAUUAAACUUCUGCCGUGUGGCAUAUUGAUUGUGAUCAGUGCAGUGCUCAUGCAUGUUUUGUGUGAGGCCUCGAGACGUCGUCUAAAGCUAAGGGACUACAAUAAUCCCGCAAAGUAUGCCAUCCAGCUGAACCUGAACGAACCCAAGUCCAAGAAGCCUCCUCGCUGUGACCGUCGCAAUGAUCGAACUACUCUUCUACUGGUGGCAGUACUGGUUCUGUUUCUGAUCACCGAAUUCCCGCAGGGAUUACUGGGUCUUCUGUCCGGGGUGAUGGAGAAGUGCUUCUUCGCCCACUGCUAUCCACCAUUUGGCGAACUGAUGGACCUUUUGGCCCUGAUCAAUGCCGCCGUGGGAUUCGUGCUCUACGGAUUGAUGUCGAAGCAGUUCCGAUCCACCUUUAGGUCGCUCUUUAUGAAGCGCCACUUUGGCAGCACCGAGAUGACCCGGCUAACACGAGUUACCACAACAUGCGUUAUAAAUUCGACAGACAGAGUAUCUCCUAGAUGUGAUCAAAACGAAGGCGAUUAUUUACGAGGAUUAGGUGAAGGACAUCCAAGAUGUUCCAGGCUGGCUCCAUUUGAAUUUCUAAAUUAUAAACUUUACAAAAGUUUCGUUAACUUAAAUAACGAAUAAAGUAUACUGUGAGUGCGGGAUAAAUUUGUACACUGGUUAAUGCACCGAUUUAUUGUUUUCUGCUUUACCUUCGUUGUCCGACUAAAUUUUUCUAAAGAUUAAAUGGUGCAUUAAUCGGUUCGAAAAUUGAUUCUGCUUGUGAUUUGGCUGUUUAGAAAGUGCCACUUCAUUUCCAACUUAAUUACGUUAGCCAGUUGGUGUUUCAAAUUCAUAUUAUAGUACAUAAGAUUUUGAUAGGCUAAGGCAGUACAUUCUGUACAAAUACGAGACAUUUACUUUUCACUAAGGCCAAACAAACGGAAUCCAUGAAUGUAACUAUAGCUAUGCUAAGAGGACAGAAAAACUCCAUGAGCCCCGAGUUGCUUUUUCUUCUUGGCUGGAAAUAUCAGGUUAUAUUUUGGUUAUACUUCGAUUACUGGAUUCCAGUUGAAAGUCAAUGCAUUUUACAUUGACUUUUGUUUUGCAAACCUAACCAUGUGUAUUAAAUAAGCUGCUUGACCUAUUUAUAAAUAAUUGUGAACACUUUCAAAUAAA